Molecule: messenger RNA, 978 nt
Organism: Chondrus crispus (carragheen)
Lineage: Eukaryota; Rhodophyta; Florideophyceae; Gigartinales; Gigartinaceae
Product: Possible phycoerythrobilin phycoerythrin lyase, MpeU/V family
Exons: 1
Coding region: 1-978 (325 amino acids)
Molecular function (GO): oxidoreductase activity
Source: RefSeq, a predicted model, not a curated record
AUGCAAAGCACGACAUAUGCCGAAGACCUUCGCACACUGGCAAACGACAUAGAUCCUUCGUCCACAGAUGCUCUCACAUCGUCUGUGAAUGAAAUGAUGCAGGCUGGAGACCGACCAUCGCAACAACAGCUCGAGGCAAUGGUAAUCCAUUUAGCCGAUGCUCGAGGGAUGGCGCGUUUGGGGCUGGUGGAGGCGUUCGGUAAAAUUGGAAGUGUAGCUGUCCCGCCGCUGUUGGAGGGUCUGUCAUGUUGCCCAAAUCCCGUUGUGCGGCGAAGUUGUGGGAAAGCGCUGGCGAAGAUUGGAGAUUCUACAGCGACUGGCCCGCUCCUCCUUGCAUUGGUGCACGAUGAGGAUACUGUCGCAAGGUCGUCUGCAGCAGGGGCGUUGGCGAGGAUGGGCAGUGUGGCAGUAACUCAAUUGCUUGACUUAAUUUCAAACCCGGAUGUUGGCAUGACAGCCAAGGGGCACGCGGCGUGGGCGAUAGCGUACAUGCAAGGGGAUGCCAGCGAAACGUUGUUUGAAAGUCUACGCCAUCCGAAUACAGACGUCCGCAUAGCUGUCGUUUCUGCGUUAGGUGCCGUUGCCAUUGGAGACGCACUUCCAAUGAUGGGAGCUACUUCAGAUGACGACUGGAGCGAAGGCGACGCAGAAAAGGCCGGGAUGAGGGAGCGCGCCUUAAAAGCCAUCAGCCUUGCUCUUAACGACGAGAGUCCGGAGGUGCGUGCAGAAGCUGCCACUGCCUUGGCCAAUGCCGGUUGUGUAAAUGAGGUGAAGAGGAUAGCGAUCAUGCUCACAGAUGACGACAGCGAGCUGCGUCGAUGCGCAGCAUUAGCUCUCAUGAAACUCGGCGAUAUAUCCGUGAUUGAGCAUCUUAGAGAACGGGAAAUGGACAAGUCUGAAGUAGAUUCCGUCAGAAGCGUAGCAAGGUUAGCUGCGAAUACGCUGGAGCGGUCUACAAUCGAUGAUGACUGGGCUUAG